Messenger RNA from Rotaria sp. Silwood1, 1442 nucleotides. The record is from the annotation of a GenBank genome assembly. Lineage: Eukaryota; Metazoa; Rotifera; Eurotatoria; Philodinida; Philodinidae.
GUACGGCAUUACGUACACGUAUUCAUGCAUUAAUCUAUAAUCAAGGUCUGCCCAGUAUAUUUCUUACUAUAAAUCCAGCCGACAUUCACAGUCCUGUGGCAUUAUAUUUUGCGGGAGUCAAGUUGGAUUUAGAUAACAUUCAAAUAUCGCAACUGAUGACUACUUACAAAAGAGCCGAAAUUAUAGCUUCUCAUCCUGUUGCUACCGCAAAAUUUUUUCAUUUAUUAAUUUCAAAUAUCUUAAAUACUAUGAUUAGUAAUGGUGUUCUUGGGUCAAUAAAAGCUUAUUUUGGUACUGUUGAAAGUCAAGGACGAGGUUCGCUUCAUUUACAUCUUCUUAUUUGGCUUGAUCAUGAAAUGAAACCAGCUGAUAUGAAAGAGAAGAUUCAAAAUGCUGAUUUUCGCGAAAAAUUAAUAGCAUAUUUAGAAGAUAUUAUCAAAGAAGAUUUGGAUGAAUUCAAAGAUAAACAUGUCUUUGAGAAUUUAGACAUGACAAGAACAUUCAAUACUCCACCACGUUUAUCACAAGAUAAUAUUUAUGCGGCCUUACGUACUAUUGAUUUGACAGGUUUAGGCGAAAAUAUAAAUAAAUCACCUGUUUGGUCAACACCAAUCAAGCAACAACUUUCUUCGUCAACUCCUUAUGCUUCACCUUCAAUUCCUUACGCUUCUCCAUUAUGGAAUAAAUCGUUACAGACACCCACACGUGAUGGACCAACAUCUAUUAUGAAUGUUUUACACAAUCAAUCAAACAUAAAUCCAGCUUGCUUACCAACUCCAAAUCCAUCAUCGCCUAAUUUUGCAGCACGCUUUCGUGCAGAUGUGGUACAACUUGUGGAAACAGACAACAAGCACAAACAUAGUGACACAUGUUACAAGUAUUGUGAUCCUAAACAAGGUGACAAGAAAAUUUGUCGAUUGCUUAUGCCACGUAAAUUGGUGCCAGUCUCGACAAUUGAUCCUGAUACUGGCCAUAUUUCUAUGCGACGAUCGGAUCCAUGGAUUAACAAUUUUAAUGAAUACAUUAUUUCGGCUUGUCGGUCCAACAUGGAUAUUAAAUUUAUUUGGAGUGGUAGUGAUGCAAAGGCUCUUGUUUAUUAUAUUACCGAUUAUGUCACAAAGAUGAGUCUCUCUUUUCAUGAUACAUUUGCUCUUGUACAAAAAAGUAUAACAUCGUUCCAAAAUUCAUUGCAACAGACAAGCAAGGAAAGUGCAAUCGAGAAGUCACGUAAACUCGUUUUACGCUGCUACAAUACACUUGCUUCUCAACAAGAGCUAUCUGGAGUUCAAGUGGCGUCUUAUCUCAUGAAUUGGGAUGAUCAUUACACAACACACAAAUUUCAAAGUCUCUUUUUAAUUCAAACUGAACGGUUUUUACAAGCUCAAUUAAAUGAAAUAUGUGCCAAACAAAAAAUGGAACUUGCAGCGCACGCUGUAAUAUAA